Ceratitis capitata (Mediterranean fruit fly) is the source of this 1344-nucleotide messenger RNA. RefSeq names its product plasminogen receptor (KT). The record is from RefSeq and is a predicted model, not a curated record. Gene Ontology annotation, cellular component: plasma membrane. Lineage: Eukaryota; Metazoa; Arthropoda; Insecta; Diptera; Tephritidae. The transcript is spliced from 3 exons. The coding region runs from base 286 to 744 and encodes 152 amino acids. Gene Ontology annotation, biological process: positive regulation of plasminogen activation.
CGCUGUGGCGUAAGUACUGGAGUGCAAAUAGUGAAGAUAACAAAAGUUUAACAAUCAAUAUUCUACGCGAAUAAUUCUAAAUAAAAAUUUAUAAAAUCGGGAAAUAUACAACAAAAAUUUUAUGCAUCAAUAUAAAAGAUAUUUUUGAUAUGUGUAAUUGAGACUUUUAACAGCUAAUGUAUAUAUUUUAAUUUUGGUUUUUUGUUGGUGAAGUAAUCGCUGGCUUAGUUUGCUCUAACAAAGUAUACCAUUGUUUGUUUUGGGCAAGUUAGUCAAUAUUAGGCAAUGGGUUCGUCAUCGUCGCGUAACACUACGUCCACUUUUCCAUCGCAUGAUGAUCCAGCGUACCGGAAGUGUCAAGAGCUGAAGAUGGAACGCUGGAUUCAAUUGCACUAUCAGAUAAAAGAGCGCGAAAUGGCUACAUAUAUUGCAGGCAAACGUGAGCUCUUCUAUUGGUUAAGCGCUUUCUAUAUCACCUCCAGCAUCGGUUGCUGGCAGUAUUAUCAGCAUAUACGACGAAAAGCAGCCUUAAUACCAAUGGUUCCCUUGACUUUUGUGAUGGCUUAUUAUGCAGACUUGGCUUACGGCAGUAAAGUGCAACGUAUUAAAGCUGAAGCAAAUAUGAUAUUGGAGCAUGAAAAUGAACUACUACACUGGCCUGGCGGCUUGCCAACUGUAUCAUCUUUAGAUGAGGCACGUGUUGAAAAUGAAAUCGAAAAAAAAUUGCAUCCACAUCCUUCAUAGACUUAUCCGCUUACAUUUUAUUUAUACUAUACAUGUUAUUGAGAUUUAAACUUUUACAUUUGCUCAAAUAUUUCUCUUUUUCAUUAACUGCACAUUUGUCUACAUAUGUAUAUGUUAAUUUAUGGAGAUUUACAUUCGCUCUUUGAAACCAAUAUUUAUGCAACUGAAAGUUCGUGACAAUAUUUUAAAUAAUUAUAAGAUUAGCCAUUUUCUAAAUGUACAAUUACUUAUACAGCAAUUGCUGCGUGUGUGUAAUUAUUACUGUAAAUGUCUUAUUUUUACCAUUCUAUAAAUGUAUUAACAUAUAUUGUCCAUAAUAAUAUAUUUUAGAACAUCUAAAAAAUGGAAUUCUACCAACAUUCAUACGAUUACAUAUGACGCACACAUUAGGUAAAUUAAAUAUAAAUAUUGAAUAUGUAACAUUGGGUGAAAAUCAUAUGGAACGACGACAGAAAAAAGUCAGUAUAAAAAUUGUAGUCUAGUAUAAAAAAUAUAUAAAUUAGUAGAGCUCCAUAUAAGCGGGGUUUCAACACCAUCAUUCAACCUUAAUUCAUGUGAUUGUUAUAGUACUUACUUACAAAUAUACUCAUAAUUAAACUG